Diospyros lotus (date-plum) is the source of this 1700-nucleotide messenger RNA. Its product is annotated as stemmadenine O-acetyltransferase-like. NCBI's taxonomy places the organism in Eukaryota, Viridiplantae, Streptophyta, Magnoliopsida, Ericales, Ebenaceae. The record is from RefSeq and is a predicted model, not a curated record. The transcript has 2 exons. Bases 206 to 1543 code for a protein of 445 amino acids.
UUAAUUUAUUUAUAUCAAAAUUUGUUUCAUUGUUGCUAAGCACUCUCUCUCUCUCCCACACACAGACAUAUAAUUGUUCAUAACCCAUCAACUGAUCUGCAGAUUCUAUAAAUACUUAUCCUGCAAAAGUUCCGGCCAAGCCCAGUACUGAAGCUCUCUACUUCUAAUUUGACAUAUAUAGAGAUUAUUUUGAGAAAGGAGAAAAAUGAUGAAAGUGGAAGUGAUCUCAAGUGAACUGGUGAAGCCAUCUUCCCCAACACCUUCUCAUCUGAAAACAUUCAAGAUUAGCCUCAUGGACCAGCUCCUUGUUUCGGAUUACAUCCCAUUUAUCUUUCACUACCCCAUAACUGAUCCUAAUUGUGACACAAACCAACUGGUGCUUCACUUAAAGAAUUCGCUUUCCGAUACUUUAACUCGAUUCUACCCGCUUGCUGGACGGUUUAAGGAUCACAUGUCAGUCGACUGUAACGAUGAGGGAGUCCUAUUUAUCGAAACCCGAGUGAACUGUUCGAUGUCUGAGUUCCUUAAUGAACCCCAAAUUGAGCAGCUCCACCAGUUCGUUUUCUUCAUAGAAAUGGGGUCAGAGCCCGAGACAAGCUUGUGCCAACUCGCUGUUCAAGUCAAUGUGUUUGCUUCUGAUGGAAUUGCCAUUGGUGUGUCCAUGUUGCACAAGAUGAUGGAUGGCUCCACCCUUGCAACUUUCCUCAAGUGCUGGGCGGCCAUUGCGAGUGACGACAGUCAAGGCAAAGCGAUAUUCCCCGACCUCACAGUAGCAUCGUCGUUGUUCCCUCCACGAUCAGAUCAAUUGCCGCGCAGCAUGUCAUUUCUCAAAGAUACUUGGGUGAAGAAAGGGAAAAGCAUUCUAAGAAGAUUUCUGUUUGACGAUGCCGCCAUUAAAGCCCUCAAGGCCAAGGCAAGCAGUCGAGCUGUGCCCAACCCCAGUAGCUCCUUGGCGGUAUCCGCUUUUAUAUGGAAAUGCGCAGUGGCUGCUUCGAGAAAGGUGAAAGGAAUCCAAAGCGGCCAAAUUGCUACCAUCUUGGCCUAUGCAGUGAACAUGCGAUCUCGAAUGGUGCCCCCAGCACCUGAACUUUCAAUGGGGAAUAUCUUUUGGCUAGCAACUGCAACCCAGAGGGAUGGUGCGGGACUGGAAGAGAUGGUGGGAUCAGUAAGAGAAGCGGUGGGUAAGUUGGACCGUGAGUACGCUCAGAAGAUGCGAGGGGAAGAAGGGUUUCACCAGAUAUGCAAGUUAAUGGAAGAAAGAGACGAAUUAUACGCGAAAGAGAAGCCAGAAGUGUACAUGGUGAGCGACCUGAGGAGCUUCAGAUUCUCGGAGUUGGACUUUGGAUGGGGAAAGCCCACAUGGGUGAGCAAUUCAUGGGGAUUCUCGAGCCCAGUGUUUGUGAACGGAGUGUUCCUGGGAGAGAGCCAUGAGGGCGGGGGAAUAGAAGCAUGGGUGCACCUGGAGGGGGACGAAAUGAGAGUCUUCGAGCAUGACCCUGAGCUGCUUAGUUUCGCCAAGCUGAAUCCCGGAAUUCCUCUUUGAUGAAUUCAGCUUUGAUCAAUGAUGAUCGUGUGAUGUCUUCUUGUCUUGCAUGUAUGAUGUAUCCUCCCAAUGCCAAGAUUACUGGCCAGUGGGCAGUGGCCACGACUCGUUUGGGAUUAAUUGAUUGGCCUCAGAUUAAUUUAAUUGUUGUUUCUGA